GUUGCAAAAUUAUUUGCAGACUCUACAACAAUUGCGCUUACUUCAUUUAUUUCACCUUACAAAUCUGAUCGUGAAGCCGCAAGAAAAUUGCAUGAAGAUACUGGAAUUCCAUUUAUUGAGGUUUAUGUUGAUGCACCUCUCGAAGUUGUUGAACAACGUGAUCCAAAAGGAUUAUAUAAAAGAGCCAAAAUGGGUGAAAUUAAAAAUUUCACAGGUAUUUCAGCGCCCUAUGAACCACCAUCAUCUCCAGAACUUCACAUUCGUACUGAUAAACUAAAUUUAACAGAAAGUGUUGAG
Molecule: messenger RNA, 297 nt
Organism: Dentiscutata erythropus
Lineage: Eukaryota; Fungi; Glomeromycota; Glomeromycetes; Diversisporales; Gigasporaceae
Source: the annotation of a GenBank genome assembly